Molecule: messenger RNA, 1537 nt
Organism: Cannabis sativa
Lineage: Eukaryota; Viridiplantae; Streptophyta; Magnoliopsida; Rosales; Cannabaceae
Product: deSI-like protein At4g17486
Exons: 4
Coding region: 573-1238 (221 amino acids)
Biological process (GO): protein deubiquitination
Molecular function (GO): deubiquitinase activity
Source: RefSeq, a predicted model, not a curated record
GUGGUCAAGAAGAGAGUAUUACAGGGAAAAUGACCAAAGACAGGACAUCAUCAUAAUCUCCAAAAACAGUCAUUUUUAAAUCAGAACACAAACUUGAAAUAAUUUUCAAAAAAUUAAAAAAAGAAUAAUAAUAAUAAAAAAAAAAGUUGAAUUGCUUUUGAUUGAAAAAGAAAAAAGAGCAGAAGAAACCUUGAUUACCGUCAUCCCCACUCCUUCCCCAAAUCCAUAAUUCACCUCAAUUUUCAUGAUUCUUUUUUUUUUACUGAAUAUUCCAUUAACGAACCCAAUAAAGCUUUCAUUUUUGUAACGAAGAAAACAAUCUUUUUCCAUUUCCAUUUUGAUAUUUUUGUCUGGUCCCCUUUUGGUAACCUGACGGAUUUGAGCUAGGGUUUUGGGUUCUGUUUUGAUUGGGUGCUCUUUUUUUUUUUAAUUAUUUAUUUUUCGCUUUUUGGGUUCCUCUUGGGGUUUGAUUUGGAAUUCGAUUAGAUUGUCUUAGCUUGAGUUUUGGGAAGACGAUGAGGUUGUGAUUUCUUGAGCAGAGUGGGGGAAUUUGAGGGUGGGGAUUCGGUACAAUGCGGUUAUUUUCUUCGAGCUCAGGCUCGAGCUCGGCCAAUGGUAAAGCUAAUCGAGCUUUGUUGUACCUCAAUAUUUAUGAUCUAACCCCUGUAAAUAACUACCUUUACUGGUUUGGGCUCGGGAUCUACCAUUCGGGCAUCGAAGCACAUGGUAUGGAGUUCGGCUUUGGAGCCCAUGAGUACCCUUCUAGUGGGGUGUUUGAGGUUGAACCCAAAAGUUGUCCUGGAUUUAUUUUUAGACGUUCAGUGUUGUUGGGCAGCAUUGAUAUGUCUGCUUCAGAAUUUCGAUCAUUUAUGGAACACCUUUCAGGAGAAUACCAUGGGGACACUUAUCAUUUAAUUGCCAAAAAUUGCAAUCAUUUUACUAGUGAGGUUUGCAUGCGGCUUACUGGAAAGCCUAUUCCUGGAUGGGUAAAUCGGCUUGCCCGAGCAGGUUCUUUUUGUAAUUGUCUUCUGCCAGAAAGCAUUCAGAUUAAUGCAGUAAGACAUCUUCCUGAUCAUCCAACUUAUUCAGACGAUGAUAAUGAUGAAUCGGUAUCUCUUCCAUCAUCUGGCACGGCUGACAGUGAUGAGCAGGCAGAUCAUCAGCUGCUGUCUGCGCCCAAUGGCGAAGUGGCAUUCUUAAUGGAAAAACCAGUGAGGUUAGCCAGGGAACUACUCUGAUUUCAUCACAAAUUCUUAAAUACAUUGGUCAUUCCUUGUUGUUUUAUGUAUUUAUAUGAUCUGAACGAGUAGAGGAAAAUGUCUCAAUUAAGCUGUUUGAGAUUAUACAGUAUAAUGUUGGUAUAAUAGCAAUAUUGCUCCAGAUUUGUAUGCCACCUUGUCUCUAGAGUGUGAUAAGUCAAAUUUGACUAUGUUUGAUUGCUUUUUACAAGUGUUAAGAAGAUAUACAAUGCUUUGGAAGGUUUUUACUAAUCUUUGCAAAGAUAAAAUAGUAAAUUACUUCAUUCCUUUUAUUUAAA